Messenger RNA from Lepidothrix coronata (blue-crowned manakin), 2435 nucleotides. RefSeq names its product microtubule associated protein tau (gene MAPT). NCBI's taxonomy places the organism in Eukaryota, Metazoa, Chordata, Aves, Passeriformes, Pipridae. Gene Ontology annotation, biological process: microtubule cytoskeleton organization; neuron projection development. The coding region runs from base 228 to 2435 and encodes 735 amino acids. Gene Ontology annotation, molecular function: microtubule binding. Gene Ontology annotation, cellular component: neuron projection. The transcript is spliced from 14 exons. The record is from RefSeq and is a predicted model, not a curated record.
CGCCCUUGCCCGGCGCACGCCGCGCCAUCCCUGUGCCUGCCCGCUGUAGGUGCUGAGGGCGAUGCUGCGGAGCUGCCGCCGCGUGUAGGAGGCAGGGCUGCCUCCCCCUUUGUCAGCGCGGACCUUUACCGGCGGACGGAAUCAAACCUGCGCGGCCGCCGCUGAGGCUGGCGAGGGGAUGCCGGAACCUUUGCUGAGAGGUAGCGGAGCAGCCUCAGGACAUCACCAUGAUGGAGGAUCACGCACCCGGCCAGGAAAAACACUUCUCCUCAGGCUAUCCCCUUCAGAUACCAGUCGAUGAUGGAUCGGAUGAGCCUGUUUCUGAAACAUCUGACGCUAAGAGCACCCCAACUACAGAAGAUGCCACAGCACCUUUAGUGGAGGAAGGAGACCACGAGGAUCAGGGUGGUGUGGAACAGCACGGGGAGAUCCCAGAAGGAACCACAGCUGAAGAGGCGGGCGUAGGAGCCACUCCCAACCUGGAGGACCACGCUGCAGGAGAUGACACUCAAGAGAAGCCGAGCUCUCCAAAGCUCCAGCCCGGCCCUCAGGAGCGUGUGGGAGAGGCAAUAAAAGGAGAAAGCCAGCCCCCAAAGCAGGGACCUGGGGGCCUUCAGCAGCCACUCCUGUCACGUGAAACAAAGGCUCCAGCAGCAGCUCCCACCAGAAUUGAGGUCACCAUCCCAAUCCCCCUGGAUAUGUACCAAGGCUCCAGAGCAUCCGAAGGCAGCGGUGAGCUGUGGGAUCAUCGAGGCAGAGAAGGCAUUGGUGUGGAGCCAGAGCUGGGCCGUGAUGUGCUGGCAGGAGCAGGGGGCACAGGUGACCAUAAGGAUGGACCACCUCCUUUGUGUACCAAAGCCCCAUUAAAGGAAGAUUCCAGUGGGCAGCAGAGGGAUGAGGAUCGUGAUAUUGAUGAAACUUCUGAGCAGGAUUUGCUGUCCCUGGUGGGUCAGCAGGUUUCACCAGGACCUGAAGCAGGCUCGUGUCCAGCAACAGCCAAGGAGACUCUUGAAGAAUGUGAUAGAGAAGGGUCCAAAGACGUCCCCAGAGACACCCUGAGAGAGGCACCUGUGGCUGAAACUCAGUCACAGAAAGCAGGAGAGGACCAAGAGGAGAAGCAGCAGCCACUGAGGGGUGAAGGAGGUACAGACAUCACCCCAUCAGAGCCUCCUGAAACCAUCUCCCAGAAAGAAGCUGAGCCCGGGGAGGGAGAAGAUUCUGGACCCUUGCUAGAAACAGCCAAACUCCCUCCUGAGUUAAAAGGUGAUGUGGAAGACAAAGCUGCUGAGGUUGUGCCAGACACAGGAGAGUGUCAGACGCCCCAGAAGCAGCCCUGUGCCCCGGCUGCAGACAAAGCCAGCCGUGUCCCUCUCCUCAAAGGUCGUGUUGACAAGGAAGGGACCGAAGCUGAUGAAAAGAAACCCAAGAAAUCCUCACCUUCCACUGCCAAACCCCCAGGGGACAGACCCUCCAUCCCCCCCCACCGACACACCUCCUCUAGCACAACCCCUUCGAAACCACCCUCCAGCCCUGCUCCUGCCUCUAAGCGAGUCCCUCCUGCCACACCCCGAGCUGCCAGUACAGGAACGCCAGAAAUGAAAGCCAAGGGCCCGGAGAUGAGGGGUGGCACGAAGACGGGCACGCCGCGCUCGGGGCAGGCGCAGAGGAACUCCACCAACGCCACGCGCAUCCCGGCAAAGACCCCCACGGCCCCCAAGACCCCUCCCAGCUCCGGCAGAAAGGAGCAGAAAAAACCACCUCCUGCAGCAGCAAAGACUGAGAAAGGUGAGCAGCCAAAGUCUGGAGACAGAAGCGGUUACAGCAGUCCCGGCUCCCCCGGGACUCCAGGCAGCCGUUCCCGCACCCCCUCUCUGCCCACCCCACCAGCCAGGGAGCCCAAGAAGGUGGCAGUGGUUCGCACCCCACCGAAAUCUCCGGCGUCUGCCAAGACCCGCAUCCAGCCCUCGGCCGCGCCCAUGCCCGACCUGAAAAACGUCAAGUCCAAAAUCGGCUCCACUGAAAACCUGAAGCACCAGCCCGGAGGUGGCAAGGUGCAGAUUAUUAAUAAGAAGCUGGACUUUAGCAGCGUUCAAUCCAAGUGUGGCUCAAAGGAUAAUAUCAAACACAUCCCGGGCGGAGGCAGUGUGCAGAUUGUUAAUAAGAAGUUGGACUUUAGCAACGUUCAAUCAAGGUGUGGCUCAAAGGAUAAUAUCAAACACAUCCCGGGCGGAGGCAGUGUUCAAAUCGUUUACAAGCCAGUCGACCUGAGCCAUGUGACAUCCAAAUGUGGUUCCCUGGGCAACAUCCAUCACAAACCAGGUACCCUUUGGCCUUGUGCUGAUCCUGGGAGCUGGUGGGCUGUGCUGUGGUGUGUCUGGAGAUGGGGAGAGGGUUGGGAUAGGGCAGGGAGUGAGGGCAGGCAGGUGGAGCAGUGA